AUGCCAUUAAAUAAAUUAAUUAAUAUAACAUCAUCAACAACCACUCAACCAUCACUAGAUUCAAUAAACGAAAAUUCAAAAGAACCAAUAGAUAAAAAUUGGAAUAAUUGCGAUUAUGAAAUAAAAGAACAAGAUAGAUUUUUACCAAUUGCAAACGGUACAGUAAUGAAAAAGGCACUUCCAUCACAUGCAAAAUUAUCAAAAGAAAGUAAAGAAUGUAUACAAGAAUGUGUAUCUGAAUUUAUACUGUUUAUAACUUCUCAAUCUUCAGAUAAGUGUAAAUUAGAGAAAAGAAAAACAUUAAAUGGUGAAGAUAUUUUAUGGAGUUUAUAUUGUUUAGGAUUUGAAAAUUAUUCAGAAACUUUAAAAAUUUAUUUAGCAAAGUAUAGACAACAAGAACAAGCUAUGAUUAAACCACCUAGGAAAAAACCUAAAAGAAGUAGGAAAAUAAAACAAGAAACAAUAGAAGAAGAGGAAGAUGAAGAUGAAGAAACAGAUCAACAAUUAAUAUUAGGUCAAGUAGAUAGUUAUGAACAAGACGAAGAGUUUGAUGAAGAAGAAGAAGAUGAGAUUGAUGAGAUUGAUGAGGAAAAUAAUAGCGAUAAUAAUCAAUUAUUAAGUAAUGAGUAUAUUGACGCGAAUUAUUUGCAACAACCACAACUACCACAAAUAAUACCAAAUAACGAAUUACAGAAUGAUCCGGAGUAUCAACAAUAUAUACAAAAUCAAUUAAAUUUGCAACAACAACAAAACCAACAAAAUCUACAACAACUUCAAAAUUUCCAAAAUCACCAAAAUCUGUACGUUCCUAAUCAACCAAUACAGCCUAAUUUCCCAAUUCUACAUCAACAGCCAGCACAAAUACAACAACAACAGCAAUAUAUUCAACCACUUCAGCAACAUUUUAAUCAAUCUAAUAUUGUAACACCACCAACUACAAAUGAUGUAGAAAUAACUCAAAUUGGUACAAAUAUAGAAUUUAUUUUAAAAAGUUCACCAUCUUCAAAUUUUACAAAAUAG
Lodderomyces jiufengensis is the source of this 1020-nucleotide messenger RNA. RefSeq names its product Hap3p (gene HAP3). Gene Ontology annotation, molecular function: DNA-binding transcription activator activity, RNA polymerase II-specific; RNA polymerase II cis-regulatory region sequence-specific DNA binding; protein heterodimerization activity. The record is from RefSeq and is a predicted model, not a curated record. Lineage: Eukaryota; Fungi; Ascomycota; Pichiomycetes; Serinales; Debaryomycetaceae. The coding region runs from base 1 to 1020 and encodes 339 amino acids. Gene Ontology annotation, cellular component: CCAAT-binding factor complex. The transcript has 3 exons. Gene Ontology annotation, biological process: regulation of transcription by RNA polymerase II.